Diabrotica balteata is the source of this 779-nucleotide messenger RNA. The record is from the annotation of a GenBank genome assembly. NCBI's taxonomy places the organism in Eukaryota, Metazoa, Arthropoda, Insecta, Coleoptera, Chrysomelidae.
UAAAACAAGGUGAUAAGAUAAAAUAGCAGUUUAGGAUAUAAACAAUGGAUAUUUAUUAUACUUGAACACUUUAUCUGUGGCAUUUUAUCAAGGUUUAGCCGUUUUAGUAAUCGUUGAAGUGAUUUAGGUUUUAUUUAACGCGUAAUAAGGAAGCUAACCUAAAUAAAGCAAGAAAAUGCCACACCACCACGAUCAUCACCACCAUCACCACCACCACAAUCGUGGAAUAAUUGGUGAAAUCAUCCACGACGUGCUACAUCCCAAUCACCAUCACCAUCAUCACCAUCACGGACCUCCUCCACCACCGCCAAUAAUUCCAGUACCAGUUCCAGUUCCGACAAAUUACGGUCCUCCUCCAUACGGACCACCAAUGCCACCGCCACCAUCAAGCUGGUAUGGACCAUACGGAAUACCACCUUGCGGUCAUUCGGGUUACAGCCAUGGGUGCCACCACUGCCAUCACCAUCACCGUCGUCAUUAUUGCUAAAAAGGCUUGGUUUAAACAAAUGUCAAUUGUACAAUAGUACUUAAGAUUUUAAUAAAGUACUAUUUAGCAAAAUAGGUCUUGAAAUGUAUACGUUUUUGUACAGUACUCGACGUAUUGAAUAUUGUAUUGAAAUUUCCUUAAACACUAUGAUUUUAACAUAGAAAUUUUAUGAGAAAGGUUUUAUUUUUGCAUCUAUAUACAUAAAUAGGAAAAAAUAAUUUCAAAGUUUUGUACUAUUUUUUUUUAUUAUUUAGACUUACUUUUACCUUAUAAUAAAUUCAUCUCUGUGAUC